This is a messenger RNA of Botrytis sinoallii, 828 nucleotides long. RefSeq lists its product as uncharacterized. Gene Ontology annotation, biological process: proteasomal protein catabolic process. The transcript is spliced from 3 exons. Gene Ontology annotation, molecular function: peptidase activity. The record is from RefSeq and is a predicted model, not a curated record. Gene Ontology annotation, cellular component: cytosol; proteasome core complex, beta-subunit complex; nucleus. Bases 35 to 646 code for a protein of 203 amino acids. NCBI's taxonomy places the organism in Eukaryota, Fungi, Ascomycota, Leotiomycetes, Helotiales, Sclerotiniaceae.
GAAGCUUCAUCCUACAACUUAAAUCACUAUCAAUAUGGAGGUCUUACUUGGAAUAACUGGCAAGGACUUUACCAUCAUUGCGGCUUCAAAAGCUGCCAUGAGAGGUGCAACCAUUCUCAAAGCUUCAGAUGACAAGACAAGAGCAUUAAACCAACAUACCUUGAUGGCAUUCUCCGGAGAGGCUGGAGAUACAAUUCAAUUCGCAGAAUACAUUCAAGCCAACGCUCAACUUUACUCCAUGCGCAAUAACAUCGAUCUCUCCCCAUCCGCGGUUGCUCACUUUGUCCGUGGUGAAUUAGCACAAUCUCUUCGCUCCCGCAAACCAUACAAUGUCAACCUUCUCCUCGGCGGUGUUGAUCCUAUCACCGACAAGCCCAGCCUAUACUGGCUCGAUUACCUAGCGUCACUUGCACCCCUUCCAUAUGCAGCUCACGGCUAUGCACAAUACUACUGCUUGUCUAUUCUUGAUAAACACCACCACCCAGAUAUUGAUUUUGAACAAGGAAUGAAAGUUUUGAGGAUGUGUACGGAUGAGUUGAAGAGGAGGUUGCCGAUUGAUUUCAAGGGAAUGACUGUUAAAGUUAUUACGAAGGAGGGAAUUAAGGAGCUUGAUUAUGAUGACAGUGCCAGAAUCGACUGCCCUUAGAGAGUUGAUUCGAGGAUGAUUUCUUAUGAGGGGCCCUUUAUGACACAGGAGAUAAACUAUGAAUUAAGGCAUGGGUGUAUAUUAGCGUGGCAUCAAAUGGCAUAAACUGGCGAUACCUAUUUCGAUGAUUCAUUACUGGAAACGCAUUGUGAUUUGAUCCGUCUAGAAAUUUUUGGUAUAUU